AUGGGACGUCCACUGUUCUCGUUCGUACUUCAACUCGAGCUCUUCCUUACAGCUUCGGCCUCGAGAUUUGUUCUCCCACCCGCUAUCACUCAACCUAGCGAUGGCGCGUUUGCAGAUGUGCAGCAACCCGCACCGACUGCGGCUCCGGAGUUAUACGCGUCCAUGGAAUUGCUGAGACGAGAUGGCUACAACAUGGGCCACGAUACUUGUGGUUUCGGAUCCCUAGACCCUGGGAUCACGUAUACCUGUUAUUCCACCGACGCAACUUGCGAGGAUAUCGGCAGCUACAGAGGAUGUUGUACAGGAGGAUUAAAGGCGUGCUCGUCUACUUUCUGGACCCAAUGUGAUGACUAUAACCCGAAAAGUAACUGUGGUAUAAGCGCGAAAACACGCUGUUGCCAGUCAGCCCUUCCGUACUGCAUUACCUGGUUGUUCUCUACGAGUGGUUCAACGGUUACUGCGUGGGAUUGCGAUACUCAAAGCAAUACUCGAGUUUUUGACAUGCUUGCUACGCCUCUAAGCCUGAUUGAUACUACUGCCUCUGCGACAACAAACGGUUCAAGCGCAUCUUUAACAGAAGGUGCUACGACUUCGCCUUCCACUUCAUCUUCCCCCGCGACAAGUGAUCCAACUGCCGAGUCCUCGACAUCGAUAGCCGACAGCUCGCCUUCCACAAAUACUAGCUCCUCGUCAAAUAGUAGCUCGGGAACGCCUGUGGGCGCCAUUGUUGGGGGUGUUGUCGGCGGCGUUGCCGUCAUUGCCUUGAUAAUCCUCGGUAUAUUCUUUAUAAAGAAGUAUCAACGAGGCGCCUCUGCGUCUGUAUCGCAACCACCUGCGCCUUCUGGGCCUCAGGAGCUUCCUGGUUCAGGAACACAUUCUCCUUAUACUCCGACGCAAUAUGAUGUUACGGGACAACCAAAAUUCGAAUUACCCAUGACUGAAGCGCCCCCCGUUUACGAGGUCCCGAAUACGCCUGCUGCCGGGACAGAACUCAUCGAGUCGCGGAAGCGAAAACGGUUUAGCACGUCGACCUUGUCCGAAAGUCCUGAGAGUCACAAAUUCACGUUCACAAAUGCUAGGCCUGGAAAGAGCACACACCCUUACGAUACCGGAGUCGGUGAGACAGUUGCGAUAGCCGUGGAGAACAACAUCCGACCGAGAAUAUCUUCUAGACGUAUGGAACAAGCAACGGUGCGGAGGGACAGCUUAGCACAAACUACUGACCGUCCGCCAAAAUCUAAGAGAGUCAAGUCGACUCCAAGUCUCUUUCGGGAUAGAACACAUGGUCUUACACCCCGGAAGAGAAAUGGUUCAAAUUUCACGCCGGAGUCUCGGAAUAAAGGAGACUCCUCGCCCCAACAUGGAAUUACACUGCGAAACAUAUUGGGGUUGAAUAAGAAUCGGGGAAAUGCUUCCGAUACGAAUGCUUCCGAGACGACUUCGGUAUCUCCACCUCAGGCGUCGACGGAAUCGGGCACUCUGAUUAAAAGCCGGCGGAGAAAAUGGUGGAAUAUCAAUAAACAGAGAAGCAUACGUGACUUCAAGAGACACCAAGACAUCACACCCGGGUUUAUUGAGCCGUCUUCAGCGCUAGACGAGGACGAAGAAGAUGACGACCUAGCAGCUUUGAGGAAGCCUCAAAACACAUGGAAGGACGUUAGAAUUCGCCACGCAAGUAGAUGUCAAAAGAAAGAAAUCUACCAAGGAACACCGAAGACUACGAACUAUGCUUAUCUCUCACAGCCAGAUCGAGAUUCCAAGACAUUGGAAUACAAGCUCCAUAUAGGCCAUCGAAAGAGUAUGUCCUCAUCCCAAGCUCGCCCGAGCACGACUGGGACAAGCUCUACGCCAGGAACAACAACCGCUCGUAGGGAUUUCGCACAAGACGAUUGGCGCGAGACGCCCUCGCCAAUGACGACAAACGGGAUCCUACGCUUCUUCUUGGGUCCGAGGAGAACCCCUCCAUCGACAACAGCAACCCACUUAGACCUUCCCCAGGGACCUAAAAUCAGCGUAUCGAUAAGCACUCCCCCACCGGGGUUACAAAGUCGCGAGAGUCGCGGUUCCUGUAGGCCGUCGGCGGAGAACAAGAGCAGGACUUGGAUUCCAUUCAGAGCAUCACCUAGACCGCAACCGAAUUCUUCGCUUCACGAAAGCGGCCAGAAAAGCUCAAGAGUGAGAGGACAAGAAGAGCGUCUAGAGCCAAUCGUGGGAGAGCCGGUUCCGAGCAGAUCACCAAACCUGAAGAAAUCUUGGGACAGGAUACUAAGAAAGAGAUGGCGAAGUGGAUAGUCUGUAAAAGUCCCUGUUGGGGUGUCUGGUGUAAUCGGAGUAGAUU
Messenger RNA from Annulohypoxylon maeteangense, 2338 nucleotides. RefSeq lists its product as uncharacterized. The transcript is spliced from 5 exons. The coding region runs from base 1 to 2292 and encodes 763 amino acids. NCBI's taxonomy places the organism in Eukaryota, Fungi, Ascomycota, Sordariomycetes, Xylariales, Hypoxylaceae. The record is from RefSeq and is a predicted model, not a curated record.